Molecule: messenger RNA, 2802 nt
Organism: Trichomonas vaginalis G3
Lineage: Eukaryota; Parabasalia; Trichomonadida; Trichomonadidae
Product: spectrin binding
Exons: 1
Coding region: 1-2802 (933 amino acids)
Molecular function (GO): protein binding
Source: RefSeq, a predicted model, not a curated record
AUGGAUAAUCCGGAAAUUCAGAAAUUAGUUAACUUACAAGAAUCUUUAAAGAAACUAACGAUGAAUUCGAUUAUCGACACUUACAACAUGCUAAUCAAUGACGGAUAUCAUCAAACAAUUCAUCAAGUCAAAUUCAUUACACAAGAGAUAGUAUACGCAAGUCAAGCAUUUCCUCAGAACAAUGAAGCAUAUUGUGCACUCUUAGUUGAAUUAUAUAACAAUAAAAACGAAAAUAAUUUUCUUCAUUUAAUUCCGACUUUUUUACGUCCAUUAACAAACAAUCAUAUCAACUAUAGAUUACUCAGACGAUGUAUUCAUGCAGGAACUUUUACUAUUGAUUCAUUAUUACCAUUAUUUCCUCUUGAUAACGGUUUGUUUACAUUUAUGUGCUUUGCAGAUCUUGUAAAAGAGAAAUGCAACUCCAGAUACAAUGAUAUUAAAGCCGGAAUUAAGAAAGGCGAAUCCGCGAUUUUCAAAGAAAUAAAAGACUCGGACGAAUACGAAAAGAACAAUUUCGACAAGCUCACCAAAUUCAUAGAAUCCGGCUGGAUACCAGAAACCAUCCAAUAUCACAUACAACAAGAUGAUUUAGAAUAUUUACAAAAUUAUAUCAACGAGAAACGAAGCGAAGGCAAUUUUGACAUUUCCGCCAAGCUAGAUUGUUCAUCCUUACUAUCCAGAGUCAUCGAUCCCAUAUUGACAGACGCAUCUUUGAUAGAAUACGCUUGUUUUUAUGGUUCCGUUAAAUGUUUCAAGUUUCUUGUUGAAAGUGAUGUUCCUCUAACCGAAUCCUUAGUUCCUUUUGCAUGUUCAGGCGGAAAUUUAGAAAUUGUUCAUAUAAUUUCCCGCAAGAACAUUAAAAUGUUCAAAGGGGCCAACCAAGCAAUCAUGUACCGUCAUACCGAUCUAUUCAAAUGGCUUCUAGAGUUUUCCAGAUCUACGACCACGGAACGAAAUACGGCCAUGCAGUACGCCUGCAGGUACCACAACGUCGAUGCCAUGUUGGAGCUCAUGCAAGGACCAAUAGAUAUGAACCAGAGUACGAAUGCUUUAAGUAUUUUACAAUUAGAUAAUUUGGCCUUGCUUCAGUUGGCCAAAUCACGUGGAUGCAACUUCCGCCAUAUUGCUUGUGCAUGCCAGGCAGCUCGUAGUGGCAAUUCGGACAUUCUUAGCUACUUAGUCAAAAAUCAUACAAUAAUUUACGAUCCGAAAGAGCUAGAUUUCCUUCCACUUAUAGAUGCAACGUAUGGAGCCAACCCUGAGUGCUUCAGAAUCCUUCUAGAUGCAGGUUUGAAUCCUAAUGUGGCUAAUCGCGAGCAAACAUUGAUGCAAGCAGCUUGCGCAAUGCCAUCAUUAGAAAUCAUUAAGUUACUAACUUCUCAUGGUGCUUAUAUAAACGAUAUCGUACAAAAAGUGACAAAUCCUGACAAACCGAUAACUAUUGCAGCACGAAAUGGCUAUUUAGAUAUUGUUAAACACUUGGUUGAACAUGGAGCAGAAUAUGAUACAGAAACACAGAUAAAUACAACAACAAGACUGUUAAGUCCUUUAUCAGCAGCAGCACAAUCAGGACAUUUAGAUGUUGUCAAAUAUUUGGUUGAAAUAAAUUGUAAUCCAACAGAAAAUGGAUCAUUGCCGAUGAUUUUGGCCAGUCAAAAUAAUCAUCCUGAUGUUGUUGAAUAUUUAUUACAACAAGCGAAAUACAAAGAAAAAGCUUUGAUGCAUACUUUCACUUUUGCUGUUAAAAACAUGGAUUUGGAUACAAUGGAUAGAUUAAUAAAUAUUGGGGCUUCUCUGGAAUUAAAGGAUAAUGAAGGAUUAACAAUUCUUCAUCAUGCAGCAACAACAAAUGUAACUGUUAUGCAGAAAUUACUUAAUUGCAAAGGUUGUAACCCAACAAUUAAGGAUUCGAAAGGAAAUCCACCAAUUUUGACUGCUUUGGAUUGUGAUAAUUAUCCGAUUUUGAGUUUACUUUCUAAAAUUAAAGGUGUUCUGAAUGAUUCGAAUUCAAUUGGUAAAACACCGCUUCAUAUUGCAGUAGAUAAUUUGAAUUUCGAUGCUGUUGAUUUAUUCUUAAAUAAUGGAGCAAAUCCGAAUGCGAAAGAUAAUAAAGGAUUGACACCACUUCUUUGUUUAGUUACUCAAUCCCCUUCUGCUGAAAGAGAGACAAUGAUCUCUAUUCUUUUGAAUGCAGGAGGUGAUUGCAAUAUCGUUGAUUCUCUCGGAAGAAAUUCUUUCCAUAGAAUUGUAAUGAAUUCGCCAAGUUUGAGUGAAAUUGAUUUAUUCCUUUCUCAUCUUAAGGAACUGAAUACAUCUGAUAAGAAUGGAAAACCAAUGAUUUUGGAUGCAACGAAAUCAUCUCUUCCUGUUUUCGAUUACAUUGUUUCUUUCGGAGGAAACAUUAAUCUGACUGACCAGGAAGGAAAUACUUGUUUACAUGCAGCUUGUUCGCAUGAUAAUAUUGAUGUUGUUAAGAGAUUAGUUAAAUCAGGAAUUGGUCUAAAUACAAAGAACGAACUUGGAAGAAAUUGUUUGUUUAGUGCUGUUUGUUCUAUGAAAAUUAAUGUUGUUAAAUAUCUGUUGGAAAGCGGAAUGAAUAUUAAUGAUGUUGAUGAUAAAGGAAAUACUCCUGCUUUGGCACUGAUGCUCGCAAAAGGAAAAGAUGCAAAGCCAAUUUACUAUAAGUUCUUGGUCUCUGCACAAGCAAAUCUUAAAAAGAAAAAUAAAGAUAAUCAAAGUGUAAAGAAACUCGCAACACUGUUUAAUUUGGAUGAAAUUGUCAAUUUAUGUUCGGAAAAAUAA